Glycine soja is the source of this 654-nucleotide messenger RNA. RefSeq lists its product as uncharacterized. The record is from RefSeq and is a predicted model, not a curated record. Gene Ontology annotation, cellular component: nucleus. Gene Ontology annotation, molecular function: DNA-(apurinic or apyrimidinic site) endonuclease activity; phosphoric diester hydrolase activity; double-stranded DNA 3'-5' DNA exonuclease activity. Gene Ontology annotation, biological process: base-excision repair. NCBI's taxonomy places the organism in Eukaryota, Viridiplantae, Streptophyta, Magnoliopsida, Fabales, Fabaceae. The coding region runs from base 1 to 654 and encodes 217 amino acids. The transcript has a single exon.
AUGAAUAUUCUGUCAUUCAACUCUAGAGGCUUGGGAAGUGGGGUCAAAAGGUCAGCUAUUAGGAAGCUAACCUUGGCUCAUAAUGUCGAUAUUCUUUGUAUCCAGGAAACCAAAAGGGAGUCCAUUGAUAAAAAAUUAUGCCAAUAUCUAUGGGGGGAUGAUAAUGCAUCAUGGGAGUUUGCUCCUUCUAAUAAUGCAGCAGGAGGACUCCUUUGUAUCUGGAAUAAUGAAGCUUUCAUGGUGGAUAGAAGGGUAGUAGGCAGAGGAUUCAUUUUGCUGGAAGGUACAUGGACUAAAGACAAUAAGAAGGUGUAUAUCACCAAUGUCUAUGCCCCCUGUGAUCUACAACGAAGAAGAGAUCAGUGGGAAGAGCUUAAACACCUUAAAGCUCUUUAUCAUGAUGGCCCAUGGUGCUUAUUGGGUGAUUUUAAUUCUAUAAGACACCAACAAGAGAGAAUGAGCUCAUCCCAAUCUGUGGGGAGCUCCACUAAUAUCUCUGAGUUUAAUUCGUGGAUAGCUGACAUGGAUGUUGAGGAGGUUAGGUCAGUUGGGAGAUGCUUCACCUGGUGCAGACCCAAUGGAACAGUUAUGAGCAAACUGGAUAGGUUCCUUCUUUCAGAUGAAUGGCUGUCACUUUGGCCAGAUACUACAUAG